Zingiber officinale is the source of this 414-nucleotide messenger RNA. RefSeq lists its product as uncharacterized. The record is from RefSeq and is a predicted model, not a curated record. The transcript is spliced from 5 exons. Lineage: Eukaryota; Viridiplantae; Streptophyta; Magnoliopsida; Zingiberales; Zingiberaceae. Bases 1 to 414 code for a protein of 137 amino acids.
AUGGAGGUAAUUGUCCUGAGAUUAAAGAGUGAAGAAGCGUUCUAUUUUGGGGACAGGGACGCAGGUACUGAGCGGGUUGCGUCUGUAACAUUUAAAGAACCAAGACCUCUGGAGAUCGCAUUGUUACUAUCGGGUGCCACUAUUGUUGACCGAGUUGUCAACAUAGCGUCUGUUGAAAAUUAUGUUCCUACGAUUGUGGAGGCAUUUGAAGAGCAGCAAGUUGCAGUGAAUGAGGUAGAAAUUGCAAUCCCUGACUCCAUGACAAAUGUUGAGUGGUAUCAGAGCGAGGUUGUCCCCCUUCACUUUCCUCCCUUGUUCUGUUCUCUGUCUAAACCCUCCCUCGUAGCUGUUGAAGCCACAAAUCUCGCUGCCGUAGCAGAUUUCCUCCGGGUGCAUGCAGUGCCGAAGACAUAA